CUGGUGUUGUUAUUGUACGGUACUGUUCAAAACAAAGCACGCUCGUGUUCGAUUGUAGCUGAGUGAAAAAAUCGAUAUAGGUGCGGAAAAUCGACUGGAAUCGUUGCAAAAACUAGUGCAAAAUAUUACCAAUGAUGGACUACGACGAAUUGACGGUGGUCGAAGAGCAAAAUCAGCCGGAAAGAAAGGAAAGCGGCAAGCGGGGACGUAAACCAGGCCGCAAAGCAUCAACGGAGCGGGUCGAUAUGAAGGCAAAGCUCGAACGCAGCAGACAGAGUGCCCGGGAGUGCAGAGCUCGCAAAAAGCUGCGCUAUCAGUAUCUGGAGGAGCUAGUCAGUGAUCGCGAGAAGGCCGUGUACGAGUUACGCCGCGAGCUGGAGAAACUUCACUACUGGGCACUGGAGGUCGAUGCCGGUCGUUUCCCCGAGGGUUUGCAGGAGCUACUCGAGGAACUGGGUGCCCUGAAGCAGGAGUAAUCUCACGCCUUACUUGAUUUUCGUCGUUUUGUUUUUGAUUUGUAUGAGUUGCGUACUAUUUAUUUCGGAAAGACGAAUUAGUUCAGCUUAGAUUCUAUCGGUUGUAACGUUUUGCUUUUAUUGGUGUUUGGCGGAAACCGCAUAAGUUUGUUUUAGUUGUAUCGUAAAUUAGAGUAGUUUGGUUAUGCGUUUUAGGUUUCAACAUAAAUAUGUGAUUAAAAAGUAACAAAAAAUAUUGUAAAACGAAGAAAACUACAAAAAAAAACACAAUAUCUUGAACGAUAUACAUUAACCUCAUCGAAUGGUAAUACUAAGUACAACCAACCCAAAUAUACAAUAGGAUAUGAUACAUGUGUUUUUGCGAUAGAGCUGGGCUGUCACUACGCUGAUCACUAGUGAAUGAAACACUCAAUGCUACAAAUGUAGUACCAUAGCACUGGUUUGCAAAGUGCAUAUGCUGGUUUUAACAUUCUUUGUGGAAUCGAUCGCACAAUAAGCAUAACUAACAAUGAACAGCUCAUGAAUUUAAUUGUUUCCAGUAAACCAACAGUUAUAUACUUCAAAUGGUGGCAUAUAGAUUAAAACAAGCAUCUAUUUUUGUAAUACAUAUUUUAAGAAGUACCAAUAAAACUACAACGUGGAACAAGAA
This is a messenger RNA of Topomyia yanbarensis, 1125 nucleotides long. It is a transcript of the gene REPTOR-BP, whose product is annotated as REPTOR-binding partner. The record is from RefSeq and is a predicted model, not a curated record. NCBI's taxonomy places the organism in Eukaryota, Metazoa, Arthropoda, Insecta, Diptera, Culicidae. Gene Ontology annotation, molecular function: DNA-binding transcription factor activity. Gene Ontology annotation, cellular component: nucleus. Gene Ontology annotation, biological process: regulation of DNA-templated transcription. The transcript has 3 exons. Bases 132 to 476 code for a protein of 114 amino acids.